Molecule: messenger RNA, 490 nt
Organism: Merops nubicus (carmine bee-eater)
Lineage: Eukaryota; Metazoa; Chordata; Aves; Coraciiformes; Meropidae
Product: chromosome unknown open reading frame, human C2orf76
Exons: 5
Coding region: 4-384 (126 amino acids)
Source: RefSeq, a predicted model, not a curated record
CUCAUGUCAGCAGAAGGCUCAACCAUCACAGUUCGUCUUGUCCGCUCUUUUGAGCACCGGAAUUUCAGACCUGUGGUGUAUCAUGGAGUUGACUUGGAUCAGACAGUAAAUCAGUUCAUUGCUUUUGUGCAGAAGGAUGUACCUUCAAGAUCAGGACUUCCUCCUCCUUUCAAAAAUUAUAAGUACGAUACAAUGAAGAUUAUUCACCAAGCACAUAAAUCUAAGACUGGUGAACUUGUAGUGAGUUUGGAAGAUGAUGACAAACUGAUUUUGAAAGAAGACAGUACGCUGAAAGCAGCUGGAGUAGCAAACGAGACCGAAUUAGCAUUCUUCUGUGAGGAAGAUUACAGAAACUACAAAGCUAAUCCUGUUUCAGCCUGGUGAAGAUCCCAAGAGAUUGUUUUGUUUUCCCAUACCUGUUGUAAAUUUUCCUUAUUCCGCUUAAUGAGAUUUUUCUUAAAGAUCAAUAAAUCCUAGUGGAUUGCUUUGC